Messenger RNA from Lizanozyma spartinae, 732 nucleotides. RefSeq lists its product as uncharacterized. The transcript has 2 exons. The record is from RefSeq and is a predicted model, not a curated record. NCBI's taxonomy places the organism in Eukaryota, Fungi, Ascomycota, Pichiomycetes, Serinales, Debaryomycetaceae. Bases 1 to 732 code for a protein of 243 amino acids.
AUGACCGUCAAGGAACAACAGAGGGGAAAUCAGAAUAUCACUCCGGAACAACUUAAUAAGCUUUCACUGUUUGCUCAAAAGCUAUCAACACCACCACAACAUAUAAGAAAGUUCCAACGACUUCCGAAGCCCAAGUUCAGUCCUCUAUACACCAAGCUUCAAGUAUCAAGUGUCCAGACAUCGGAGUCUUGUCUACUAUCAAAGGGGAAAAGAGUUUCUACUGUCGUCCCAGCAUCUCGGUUUAAACAUUUGGAACGUGUUGUGGUUGCCGUAUUAGAAUCAUUAGGGAACCUAUUGGAUAACUUGCAUUUGAUUCUGCACAUGCCUUACUUCCCCAAAAUACUCCAGAGAGUACUUACUCACACCAAUAAGCUCUGGGUUGUGAUAUUGGUAUUUUUGAUACGAAAAACCAUCACUCAGUUGCUUAAUGUUCUCCGUAGAGAACGCAAGGUAGAAACAGAGUUGAAAUUGGUGGGGAAGAUCGAUGAUACUCGUUUGGGGGCACGAUAUGAAAAGGUUCUAAAGGACUUACGUUUUGACAAGUCUAUGCUAUACAUUGAAUUGGUAGGGAACUUUAUGGAUUUGUCUUUCAACUUGUUGGAGUUGUACAAAGUCGCCGUACCUGAUUGGUGCAUGACCAUCUUGAAUAUGGGAAGCAUGUUCAUGACUAUUUAUAGAAUGAACAAGGAUGAUGAAUAUGUGGAUGAUGAUAUUACCGAGGAUCUUCUUUAA